GGUGGAUUUAUGGGAGUUUGUUAUGUCUGCCUUUUAGAGGUGGAGGUAUAGGGUGGUCUGUUGCCAUUAAACUAUAUGCAUUAGGAAAUAUAUAUUCACUUGUAUGUAUGCUGUCUAAAAUAAAUAUGAUAAGCUCACCAAAUACUUUGGUUAAUCAUGGAAACAUAUUGAAAGCACAUUCAACAUCCUGUGUAAAAUGUGAUGCAGUUUAAAUGUCAGUCUGCCACCUGUUUAUCCUUGGAAACACAUCUUUAUGUAUAGGCACACACCAACAGUAUUCACUUCUUGAAGCUUGGUUAGACAUCUUGCACAACAUGAAAUCCAAUUUUGAUAUGUGCGAACAGAGUGUGACACCUUCCUGCACCUAGCAAGAAUCUAAUCCACUCCAGCCAUCAGGAGUAAAGUUUCACAAGCACGCACCAUAGCAACGGCCUCCCCCGCCCCCUGCAUGACGGCACUGGGAGCUCGCGUCACGGACCGGGGUCACCUGACCGGAAGCGCUGAGUCCGGAAGCCGGGCAGCGGCGUGGAGAGGACGGCUGGAAGCGCGCCUGAAACAUCCUGUAGAAAUGAAUGCGGUGAGAGCCAGCGGAAGAACCUACAUAUGGAUCUUAUGCUAUAUUUUCUUACGAGUGAUAACAUCGGAUACAAGUCUUGAAAAUGAUGUUCACUCUAGUUUUGUCCUGAAAAAGUUAAGGGGCCAUGAACGCAGAGAGAUUCAAAGAGAAAUCUUAUCUGUGUUGGGUUUACCACAUAGGCCAAAACCUCACUCACAUGAAACACAGACUUCUGCACCAAUAUUUAUGAUGGAUCUGUACAAUUCAAUAAAUGACAGAAAAGAGGAGGAUGUUUUUCCUUACUUCAAGCCAUUUUUCACCACAGAAGAGCCUCCCUUGGUUAGUCUCCAGGAAAGUCACUUUCUUGCUGAUGCUGAUCUGGUCAUGAGUUUUGUUAAUUUAGUUGAAAAUGACUCAGAAUUCUGUCAUCAGUGCUAUAGCAAGGAGUUAAGAUUUGAUCUUGUGGAUAUUCCAGUUGGGGAAGAGGUGACAGCUGCUGAAUUAAGAAUAUAUAAAGAACAAAUUCAACAUAAUGAAACAUACCAGAUCAGUAUAUACCAGGUACUUCAAGAACACCCAAGUAAACUGUUCAAGCUUGAUACUUUGAUUAUCUCAGAGGCAGAUAUGGGAUGGUUGACAUUUGACAUUACUUUAAUUAGUAAUCAAUGGGUGAUUAAUCCACAGUACAACCUUGGCCUACAUUUGACAGUUGAGACUAUUGACUAUAGAAGUGUUAAACCAACAGUUGUAGGUUUAGUUGACAGAAGUGGUCCACAAGAGAAGCAGCCAUUCAUGGUGGCAUUUUUUAGAUCAGCAGAAAUACACCUUCGUAACAUUCGUUCUACAAGUGGUAAACAUUGGAAUCAAGACAUAGUCAAGGCCUCAACAGAACAUGACGAACUCCCACUGCCAAAUAUUACGGAGAGCUUCAGGAGUAGCAGCAGUCAUAGUGGCCACCGUUUCUGGAAGCAAGCAUGUAAGAAGCAUGAACUUUAUGUAAGUUUUAGUGAUCUAGGCUGGCAAGAUUGGAUCAUUGCACCAGAAGGCUAUGCUGCUUAUUACUGUGAUGGAGAAUGCGCUUUUCCACUCAACUCUUACAUGAAUGCCACUAACCAUGCAAUUGUCCAGACUCUAGUUCACUUCAUUAAUCCUGAGACUGUUCCAAAGCCACGCUGUGCACCUACAGAACUCCAGGGAAUAUCUGUCCUAUAUUUUGAUGACCGUUCCAAUGUUAUAUUGAAAAAGUAUAGAAACAUGGUAGUUCGAUCGUGUGGCUGCCACUAGACCUAUUACAGGCAACAUGGAGUUAGAAUUAAUGAAAUUGGAAUAGUAUUAUUUACAUUUGGUGCCCCUAAGUCAGUAAUUCCCAACCUUUGUCCUCAAGGUACAAAACAGUCUAGGUUUUAAUGAUAACCAUGCUUGAGCACAGAAGGUUUAACCACCUCUGCUCAAGUAUGGUUAUCCUUAAAAUCUGGACUGUAAGUGUGCCCUGAGGACCAUGGCUGGGAAUCCCUGCUUUAAGUGCCUGUUGAGGUUUUAAGAGAUUUUUUAAUAUUAAAAUUAAGGUAACUGUAACAAAGAAUAAUUUUUAUCUUAAUGUGACAUAAUACAUUUUUAUCACUUUUAUUUUGGAAACUUUUUUUAGUUACUUUGAGUUGGUUUGAAUAAUCAUCAUUGUAUAAUGUGGAUGAUACAGUACAUCUACCUAGCAAUUCCUUGAUUCCCCAAAAAACCUACAUGUUAAAAAUCCCUGCUUGCCAAUUCCGAUAAUUUUUGAGUUAUAAUUAGUGAAUCGAGGAUUUCUAAUAUGUUAUAUUUUUCCCAUUCCUCCAGCUCAUGCAUCGGCAGAAUGUGGAAUUUCGCAAUUAAUUACAGAUGUAUGGGCUCUUUAAAUCAGAGAACUUUUAAUUAUAUGAAGUGCUAUGUAACAUUUUAGUUUAAAAAAUAUAUAUUUUUGGUUUUUCCAGACCACCCAGUGGUGCUUAUGGACUGUAGCAAAAUAGAAGCACUCACCCAUUCUACUUGAUCAACCAUAAGUUCAGAAAGUGGAAUAAUGCAGCAAGAAAUAUACAGUAUUGAUGGGAGAAUGAUCAAUUAUGUUACCUAGUCCCAAAAAGUUCCAACAGCAACUGUAAGUAGAAGGUUUGUGCUGGAAGAGUCUUAAGGGUAUAUUUACUAAACUGCUGGUCUAUAGAAGUAGAGAUGUUGCCCAUAGCAUCCAAUCAGAGUCUACUUAUUUAUCUAGCGCCUUCUAGAAGAUGCUAGCUAGAAUCUGGUUGCUAUGGCAACCUCUCCACUUCUAUAAACCUGCAACUUAGCAAAUAUACAUCUCAGACUUUUGGUACCUCUAUCGCAAGAAGUAUUGGAGAUGGGGGUCCAAAAAUCAUAAUUACUGUUAAUUACUGUAUCGUAUCAUAUAUAUAUAUAUAUAUAUAUAUAUAUAUAUAUAUAUAUAUAUAUAUUUAUUUAUUUUAACGGUUUCUCUUUGGUUUUGUUUUUUAAUGUAGUUCGAUGUUUUUCUGUUCUUUGAAUACAUUAAUUCCAGUAUUAAAAUUCCUUUUUUUUUAUUUUUUGGACAUGCUAUGUAAACAACAUUUUUGUUUAAGUUCUUAAAAUAGAGAUUUGGUGCUUCCCCAUCAUUUAAAACUCAUCUUACUUAUUUGUAUUAAACAAUGGGACUGGUUGGUUAUUGGAUGAUACUACUCAAAAUAAUAAAAGUCGAGACCUAAAAAACCAACACAUUUAUAAUGUUUUCUUACGCUCCACGAUUUUCUUUGUUAAUCCUCUUCCUGAUCUAUAUACUGUGUCAUAUGUAUCAAUGUUCUAAGUUAAUUUAAAAAAAUUGAUACAGUACUUGAUAGGUUAGACUGUAACCUUGUUAGCAUGGUCACUGCAGCUUUCAUGUUUUUUCCCCCUAAUUA
Molecule: messenger RNA, 3477 nt
Organism: Pseudophryne corroboree (corroboree frog)
Lineage: Eukaryota; Metazoa; Chordata; Amphibia; Anura; Myobatrachidae
Product: bone morphogenetic protein 7-like
Exons: 5
Coding region: 449-1840 (463 amino acids)
Cellular component (GO): extracellular region
Molecular function (GO): cytokine activity; growth factor activity
Source: RefSeq, a predicted model, not a curated record